CAGGAGUGUGUGCUCCUCUGUGUGCGAUCGCCAGCGCAGGAGGCAUGGCUCUCACCGAGGAACCCCAGUCCCUUGUGGAGGACAGUGGGGACGAGCGGCCCAAGUGGGACAACAAGUUCCAGUACCUUCUGAGCUGCAUCGGGUUCGCUGUGGGGCUGGGGAACAUCUGGCGCUUCCCAUACCUGUGCCAGACCUAUGGCGGAGGUGCCUUCCUCAUCCCUUACCUCAUCGCCCUGGUGUUUGAGGGGAUCCCGCUCUUCCACAUCGAGCUGGCCAUUGGCCAGCGCCUGCGCAGGGGCAGCAUCGGGGUGUGGACAGCCAUCUCUCCCUACCUCGGAGGAGUAGUGUCCGCAGGGCUGGGCUGCUUCACCGUGUCCUUCCUGGUCAGCCUGUACUACAACACCAUCCUGAUGUGGGUCCUCUGGUACUUCCUCAACUCCUUCCAGAACCCACUGCCCUGGAGCAGCUGCCCACCCGAUCGCAACAGGACAGGGUUCGUGGACGAGUGCCAGGGCAGUGGUGUGGUGAGCUACUUCUGGUACCGGCAGACGCUGAACAUCUCAGCCGACAUCGGCGACAGCGGAGCCCUGCAGUGGCGGCUGCUCAUGUGCCUGGCAGCCUGCUGGGUGGUUGUGUACCUGUGUGUCAUCAGAGGCAUUGAGUCCUCGGGAAAGGUCAUUUAUUUCACCGCCCUUUUCCCGUACCUGGUCCUGACCCUCUUCCUCAUCCGGGGACUCACCCUGCCCGGGGCCAAGGAGGGCCUGCUCUACCUCUUCACCCCUAACCUGGAGAUCCUCCGGAACCCGAGGGUGUGGCUGGACGCAGCCACUCAGAUCUUCUUCUCUCUGUCCUUGGCCUUUGGAGGACACAUCGCCUUUGCAAGUUACAACCCGCCCAGGAACGACUGUGAGAAGGACGCUGUGAUUAUCGCCCUGGUGAACAGCAUGACCUCCCUCUAUGCCUCCAUCACGGUCUUCUCCGUCGUGGGCUUCAAGGCGACCAACGAUUACGAGAAGUGCCUGGACAGGAACAUCCUCAGCCUCAUCAACGCCUUUGAGCUUCCCGACCAGAGCGUCUCCCGAGACGACUACCCAGCCGUGCUGGCCGACCUGAACGCCACCCAGCCCGCGCGCGUGGCCCGCCUGCUCCUGAGGAGCUGCCGCCUGGAGGACUUCCUGGACAAGAGCGCCUCGGGCACGGGCCUGGCCUUCAUCGUGUUCACCGAGUGCCUCCUGCACCUGCCGGUCGCGCCCGCGUGGGCCGUGCUCUUCUUCGGGAUGCUCUUCACCUUGGGGCUGUCGUCCAUGUUCGGGAACAUGGAAGGGGUCAUCACGCCGCUCCUGGAUCUGGGCGUGCUGCCCAGGUCAGUCCCCAAGGAGCUGCUGACCGGGCUGGUCUGUCUGGCCUGCUUUGCCUGCGCCCUCUGCUUUACCCUGCAGUCGGGCAACUACUGGCUGGAGAUCUUUGACAACUACGCCGCCUCCCUGAACCUCAUCAUCUUCGCCUUUUUCGAGGUCUUUGGGGUCGUUUAUGUUUAUGGGAUGAACCGAUUCUGCAAUGACAUAGAGUGGAUGACCGGGAGGCGGCCAAACCUCUACUGGCGCGUGGCGUGGAAGCUGGUUAGUCCCCUGCUGCUGCUGUCCGUCUUUGGGGCCUACCUCGUCCUCCUCGUCCAGAAGCCACUCAGCUACAAGGCCUGGAACCCCCAGCAUGUAGGUCCUUCUAUGAAGCCCUUCCCUGACGACCCCCUCCAUGGGCAGUGUGCCUGUCACCUCUGCCUGAGAAUGGGGGGCUCAGAAUGUAUACAGGACUGGGGCCCAAGUCGUCCAGGAGCUCCAGCUCCCUAGCUGACCCCCUGAGAGCCCCAGAAGCCUUGGGGUCCAGUCAUUGAUUUGGGGGAACAUAAUGGUUUCAUGUUCCUGUGACCUAAGCCU
Molecule: messenger RNA, 1934 nt
Organism: Echinops telfairi (small Madagascar hedgehog)
Lineage: Eukaryota; Metazoa; Chordata; Mammalia; Afrosoricida; Tenrecidae
Gene: SLC6A18
Product: solute carrier family 6 member 18
Exons: 11
Coding region: 45-1847 (600 amino acids)
Biological process (GO): sodium ion transmembrane transport
Cellular component (GO): plasma membrane
Source: RefSeq, a predicted model, not a curated record